CGGGCGCGCGGGAGGGGCGGGGCCGCAUAGGCGGCCGCUGCGAGUUUCGCCCUCCCUCAGCGGCGCGCAGGAAUGCCCCGGGCCCACGGACAGCGCGGCAGCGCGCGCGCUCGCUCCCGGUGCCCUCCUCCGUGACGUGCCUGGCCCAGGCCGCGCAAAGGCCCUGUAGCUGCCAGUGCCGCUGUCAUGGCGUCUGAGGCGCUGUCUGAGGAGAACCCGCCGCGGUCUCUUUAGAGCGAGGGGCGGGCGGCUGGGUAUGGAGAGCGGCCCUGAGAGCCUGCAGCCGCUAGAACACGGAGUGGCCGCCGGGCCGGCGCCAGGGACAGGUUCUCCGCAGGAAGGGCGACAGGAGACCAGGCUCGUCGUUGGGGAUGGUCCUGGAGUAUGGGCGGCGGAGAGCAGCGGCGGGAAGGGGCAGGGGGCGGCAGCCGCCGGGAGGAGCCUCUCGGACUCGGCUUCUCCCGCCGGCUCGCCUCGGGUUCUCGUACCCUGCAGCUCCCUCCCGGACUUGGACUUGAAGGGGAGCGAUUUGGAGAGUCCUGCUGCCCAGAAGGCGCCUCUGACAGGGCAGCACAAGGUGACCGCCUCCCCGGAGGCAGCUGAGGCCGGAGCCGACCAUGAGUUGGUUCCGGCCGGAGAGGGGGGCGCCCUCGCGGAUCCCGCCGGCACCUGCCGGGCAGAGUCGGCGGCCGCGGGCUCCGAGGAACCCAGCAGCGGCGGCGGCCUCAGCAGCAGUUGCAGCGACCCGAGCCCUCCCGGGGAAUCGCCGAGCCUGGACUCCCUGGAGUCGUUCUCUAACCUGCAUUCUUUCCCAAGUAGCUCGGAGUUCAAUAGUGAGGAAGGAGCUGAGAACAGGGUCCCCGAGGAGGAGGAGGGAGCGGCGGUGUUGCCCCGGGCUGUGCCUCUGUGCCGAGAGGAGGAGCAGGAGGAGGGGGAGGCAGCCCAGGUGCUGGCGGCCUCCAAGGAACGCUUCCCGGGACAAUCUGUUUAUCAUAUCAAGUGGAUCCAGUGGAAGGAAGAGAACACACCCAUCAUCACGCAGAAUGAGAAUGGCCCCUGCCCUUUACUGGCCAUCCUCAAUGUUUUGCUUCUGGCCUGGAAGGUGAAACUUCCACCGAUGAUGGAAAUCAUAACUGCUGAACAGCUGAUGGAAUAUUUAGGAGACUACAUGCUUGAUACAAAGCCAAAAGAAAUUUCAGAAAUUCAACGUUUAAACUAUGAGCAGAAUAUGAGUGAUGCUAUGGCAGUACUGCACAAACUACAGACAGGCUUGGAUGUAAAUGUAAAAUUCACUGGUGUUCGAGUGUUUGAAUAUACACCAGAAUGCAUAGUAUUUGAUCUUCUUGAUAUUCCUUUAUACCAUGGAUGGCUAGUGGACCCUCAGAUUGAUGACAUUGUAAAAGCUGUUGGUAACUGCAGCUACAACCAGCUAGUGGAGAAGAUCAUCUCUUGUAAGCAGUCAGACAACAGUGAGCUGGUUAGUGAAGGCUUUGUAGCUGAGCAGUUUCUAAAUAACACAGCCACUCAACUGACAUACCAUGGAUUAUGUGAACUAACUUCAACGGUUCAGGAAGGAGAACUUUGUGUGUUCUUUCGGAAUAAUCAUUUUAGCACCAUGACCAAAUACAAGGGUCUGCUGUAUUUGUUGGUAACAGACCAGGGGUUUCUCACUGAAGAAAAAGUUGUUUGGGAAAGCCUACACAAUGUCGAUGGUGAUGGAAAUUUCUGUGACUCAGAAUUUCAUCUGCGGCCUCCUUCUGAUCCUGAAACUGUAUACAGAGGACAACAAGAUCAGAUAGAUCAGGACUAUCUUAUGGCAUUAUCUCUACAACAAGAACAGCAGAGCCAAGAGAUCAAUUGGGAACAAAUACCUGAAGGAAUCAGUGAUUUGGAACUAGCAAAGAAACUCCAAGAAGAAGAGGAUAGACGAGCUUCUCAAUAUUACCAGGAACAGGAACAAGCAGCAGCAGCUGCUGCUUCUGCUUCUACACAGGUCCAGGUGCAACAUGGACAAAGUCCUCUACGUCUCUUAGCUUCAUUUUCCCUAUCUGGAAAAAAGAAGAUAAUACUUAACCCUUAGGUUUGUGGUUAAGAAUAAAUAAUGUUAGCAUUUAAUCCAAUGUUUGACAUGUGCUAAAUAUUCAACAAAGGUUAGCACCUUUCCACUUUCCCCAGCUAAAUGUUUUAAGCACUGAAAAUGUAACUAAGGGGGUUUCUAUUUCUUAAAUCUCAUUUCAUUAAAUGAAAAAAAUAUUCCCCUUCUUUUAUGUUUGUACCAUGCUAGAACUAUUCCUUUGAUUUGGGUAUUCAAGAAAGCUUGAUGCCCUUUAAGAUCUGAUGAAACUUUAAAUAUAGAGGUCUCUAUUAAAAUAGGUAUAACAUUUCUAUUUCUAGAAAUAUUGACUACUCCAAGCUUAAAAUUUAAAACCUACCAUGUUAUGAUUAGCUUUUCACUAAAAAAGUUCUCUCAUUGCACAGAAUACUGAGUCCUCAGGGGUUUCAUUUCACACUCUGAGUCCUCAGGGGUUUUUUUCCCUCCUUUUAAAAUCUGUUUAUUAUAGUAUUUAAUGAGAUCUUGGAAAACUAUUGUAGCUUGCCAAAAGGUGUCACUUUCUUUAACAUUUCCUAAACUUUAACAUAAGUUAUCUUGAAUUUGAGUCUUCAGGCAAUAUAAUGCUGUAUGGUAUUUAUUGUUUGAAGUUCCAUUUACUUAGAAUAAUGGAUACAUUAAUUAUAUCUAUUCUGAAUGAUAGAGGCAGUUAUUCAGAUACCAUAUCACAUAACAAGUCUAUACACCAAUAGCCUUUUUCCAUUAAUAAUUCAUUUCACUCCUGUAGUUUUUCUUUCUAGAUAACUAUGCUUAAGCAUCUUGGAAAAAUUGUGGUAAUUUUUUCCUGUUUAUUUUUCUUAAAGCAAAGCCAGCCAGCACAAGCCUCUCCAUCGAGUGGCAGACAAUCUGGGAAUAGUGAACGUAAACGAAAGGAACCUCGAGAAAAAGAUAAAGAAAAAGAAAAGGAAAAAAAUAGCUGUGUCAUUUUGUAACAAGUGUGGGUCAUGUUGGAACCAUCUGUAUGUCUUCAGAAACAAAACCAUAGGAGGAAAGGAAGAAAAACCGAUAAAUACCGUCUGUGCCUGAUUUCCCAAUGGAUUUUGUUCAUGUUUUUCAGGGGAAAGGUUGUUACUUAGUUACAAUCAGACUUUUUCAAGUCACACAGUACACUCUUCAUGAGCUGGAGUUUCAUGUUACAAGUUGAAAAUGCUGUGUGUUGUCAUUCAUGAAAAAUAAUGCACUUGUAGCCAAAUAAGCAAAUCACAGCAAAUUUGUGUCAUAGUGACAUUCAUAACUCAUAUCAGUUAGUAAGCUAUUUCAUCUUCUAUUCUAACAAUGAAUAGUAUUCAUUGUUUCCUUCCUCAAAUCUAAAUAUUAGCACAAUAAUUUCUGAAAUUAAUUUUUACAAUGUUAAAUUAUGAUCUAAUCCAUGAGAAACCAGGGGUUUAAUAUAGAUUUAAAAAGAAAAGAAAAGACACAAAUAACAAGAAUAAAUAACCCUCAAUUGUAUAUUGGACUAGUUCAGCCCUUGAACAGCUUUACGUUUCUUUAGGAAUGUACAUUUUAGAUAUAUCUUGAGAACUGAUAAUGGAGCUUGGAUUUAAUUUAGAUAGAAAAAAAAAAGAUUUGUAUUUCUUUUCCAAUAAAAAAAAUUACAUAACACCAAUACUCAUCAAAAUCAAAUCUUAAUAACUUUGUAGUGUUAUAAAAUUUGAGGAGUUUUGAAAUCUUUAAUAAAGGUUACUUGGACCACAGUUACUAUUUAUCGAUAGUGUGAUAAGUGAGUAUAAAGAGGAAACCAUGUGGAUGCUAGGCCUUGUAAAUAUGGAGAUGUAGAAAUAGAAAAGGAGAUAGUUCAGUGUCUACCUUUUUCUAAAAUUACCUUGAACCUUAAAUUUUAAAUGUUUAUUUUCUAGAAAAUUAAGUAUACUUAUUAAAACCAACAAAAAAGCACAUUUUUGAAAUGAUGUUAGAUACUCUCUCAGUCUAGUGGAAAAACAUUAGUAAAAAUCUGUUUGAGGAUAAGAAUCUGGAGGAAUUUAUGUAGAAGCAAUCAGAUUAUUCUAACUUAUGAGAACCAAAUAAACCUAUAACAUCUUAUAGUGUUUCUAGGAUUCAGAAAGAAUAUUUAUUGAACUUUAUUAUGAGGCAACACAUAUUUUCCUGUAUUUCUAUAGUUUGGAAAACUAUCCUUAAUAGUCCUUUUUAUAUGCUUUAUAUUUAAACGUUUGUUUUAGUCAUUUUUGAAAAGACUGUUGCUGCUGCAAGUAGUUACGUGAUUUACAUUCUAAGCCUCAGUAAAUUUGUUUGUUCAAGAGCAUCUUAAUCUAACCUGAGCAUCCACUUGGAGAAUGCUUUUUGUGGUCUGGGGUGACAAAAGACUACACAAAAAAUGUGGUCUUGAUUUCUUAAGCUAUGUCCUUAACAUUCUCCGUGAUCCAGGACCAGAUAUAAGAUAAAUCUAUAUGUAAAAAGUAAAGUCUUAUUUAUGGAAGAAAUUAUUCUAAGGGAAAUAUCCAGGGUCAAGCUGUAUCUUUUACAUCCUUCUAUAUUGCAUGUCUGUUUAUGUUAUACCAUUUGUUAUUCCUUCAAAUUUCAUAUGCUAGCAUAAGUCAUCAGAGAACCUGUUUGGGGUAUAAAACUUUCAUACAAAAUAUUUGGUUAGUCUCUUAAUAAUAACCCAGAAUAUGUGUAUAUUGCUAAAGUAAUCAAAUGUACUACAGAAUUCUCUAUUGGCUCAAACAAGUUGAUUUUUAGGCCAAGUUUAUUCUUGAUAUCACUCUGUUGGUUAAAGGAGGAAACUCAAACCUCAGUGUUUGUUUUUCCCAGAACAGAUAGUAGUGACAGUGCAUUAUAUUUUAUUAAGAAGCAAAACAAUAAAUCCUUAGAAAUUUUAAAAAACAUAUUUGAGGCAUAUUUUCCCAUAAUUAUAUACUUAACUAUUUAUUGCCCUUGCAAAAUAUGUGUGUAGAAGGUAUUCUUCUGUUAAUUGUUACUGUCUUAAUUUGUUCCAAAGAUAACACUGCCAUUCUGCAGUCCCAUUAGAAGAAAAAAAAAUUCACUCAAAACCAGCAGUGCUGCUAUCAGAUAAGUAAAUGUCAACGUAUACUUAUAAGAAAUAACUAAGAAAUGUAAUGUGUUUGUUAAUUCAACCUUUUUCUAUGUAAUAUUUCCCAGUCAGGCUUUCUUACAUUCCUGGAAUUCAGUUUGAUAUACCAAGAGUAAUAAUGAUAAAAUGUUUACUUUGAAUACUGUGGGGGAAAAUUAAAUGUUCAAUUCUAUUUAAAAAAAAAAAC
Messenger RNA from Orcinus orca (killer whale), 5346 nucleotides. It is a transcript of the gene MINDY2, whose product is annotated as MINDY lysine 48 deubiquitinase 2. Bases 257 to 2080 code for a protein of 607 amino acids. The record is from RefSeq and is a predicted model, not a curated record. Gene Ontology annotation, biological process: protein K48-linked deubiquitination. Gene Ontology annotation, cellular component: cytosol; cell periphery. Gene Ontology annotation, molecular function: cysteine-type carboxypeptidase activity; K48-linked deubiquitinase activity; cysteine-type deubiquitinase activity. The transcript is spliced from 9 exons. NCBI's taxonomy places the organism in Eukaryota, Metazoa, Chordata, Mammalia, Artiodactyla, Delphinidae.